Molecule: messenger RNA, 455 nt
Organism: Culex quinquefasciatus (southern house mosquito)
Lineage: Eukaryota; Metazoa; Arthropoda; Insecta; Diptera; Culicidae
Product: bromodomain testis-specific protein-like
Exons: 1
Coding region: 43-372 (109 amino acids)
Source: RefSeq, a predicted model, not a curated record
UCACCUUCUACCCAGUGCAGUCCACUUGAGGAAAUCAACAGAAUGAAACUUUUCGCCGUUACCAUCAUCUUCGCCAUCGUGGCCGUACUCGUUAUGGUCGAAGGCAUCCGUUGGGGACCGCAUGGUCCCGGUCAUCACCAGCCAGGACAUGGAGGACCACCAUCACCACCACCACCGCAACCGAUUAACGCCACGGAGAUCUGGAACCAUCUGAGAGAGCUGAUCACUGCUGCCAUCAAGGACGCCAUUGCCGGAAGUGGUUCAGGGUCAAACUCUACCAGCAAUGCUGGCUCAUCGAACUCCUCGUCUUCGGGCUCUUCCAGCUCUAACUCUACUGACGGAAGUAGCUCGAACUCAACAUCCGGAAAUUGAAUCGUUUCGAUUCGAGGAUGAGUUACAACGGAAUACAGGAAUUGACCGGUUUGAGCAAAUAAAUAGUUAAAUUUGGCAUUUGA